Messenger RNA from Syzygium oleosum, 2084 nucleotides. RefSeq lists its product as uncharacterized. Gene Ontology annotation, biological process: carbohydrate metabolic process. Lineage: Eukaryota; Viridiplantae; Streptophyta; Magnoliopsida; Myrtales; Myrtaceae. The transcript is spliced from 15 exons. Gene Ontology annotation, molecular function: hydrolase activity, hydrolyzing O-glycosyl compounds. The record is from RefSeq and is a predicted model, not a curated record. The coding region runs from base 1 to 1974 and encodes 657 amino acids.
AUGAAGCUCUCCCUCUCCAUUUCCCUCACUUCCUUCUCUCUCUUCUUCUUCUUCUUCCUCCUCAUUGUCAGUGUCUCGUCUGAAGAGCGUGCUAGCACCCCGCCAAGAGGUUGGAAUUCUUAUGAUUCCUAUUCCUGGAUCAUCUCCGAAGAAGAGUUUCUGCAAAAUGCCGAGAUCCUAUCCCAGAAGCUACAUGCUCAUGGAUAUGAGUAUGUAGUUGUGGACUACCUUUGGUACCGAAGAAAAGUGCCAGGCGUUGGCACCGAUUCUCUGGGAUUUGAUGUGAUUGAUGAAUGGGGAAGGAUGAUCCCUGACCCAGAUCGAUGGCCUUCGUCUAGUGGUGGGAAAGGGUUCACCGAGGUUGCAAGUAAAGUCCAUAGCAUGGGACUGAAGUUCGGGAUACAUGUCAUGAGAGGAAUAAGCACGCAAGCUGUCUAUGCUAGCUCUCCUAUUCUGGAUACCACCACGGGACGUGCAUAUGAAGAGUCCGGUCGGGUUUGGCAUGCACAAGAUAUAGGGCUUACGGAAAAGACUUGUGCUUGGAUGCAACUUGGAUUUAUGAGUGUAAAUACUGACUUAGGAGCUGGAAAAGCUUUCUUGAGGUCGCUUUAUCAGCAAUAUGCAUCGUGGGGCGUUGAUUUCAUAAAAAAUGACUGUGUAUUUGGUAACGAUCUGAAUAUAAAUGAGAUCACCUACAUCUCCGAGGUUCUAAAGGAGCUUGACCGUCCCAUUCUGUAUUCUCUGUCUCCUGGAACUAGUGCGACGCCAGAUAUGGCAAAGGCUGUGAGUGGAUUGAGCAACAUGUACAGAAUUACUGGGGAUGAUUGGGAUGUAUGGGAACAUGUUGUGGCACAUUUUGAUGUGACGAGGGACUUCGCCGCUGCUAAAAUGAUCGGUUCCAGUGGCCUGUUGGGUACAUCAUGGCCUGACCUUGAUAUGCUACCACUGGGAUAUCUCACUGAUCCAGGUAAUAACAAUGGGCUUGUCUUAUUCUCCGAUAAACUUGAAGAGAUUCCACUGACUAGUGCAGGUUCAAAUGAAGGCCCUCAUAGGACAUGUAGGCUUACCAUAAAGGAGCAAAGAACUCAGGUGACUUUGUGGUCGAUCGCCAAGUCCCCCCUCAUGUUUGGUGGAGAUUUGAAGAACAUUGAUGAUACAACUUUCAGUCUAAUCACCAAUCCUACUCUGCUUGAGAUAAAUUCCUACAGCUCAAACAAUGUGGAGUUCCCAUAUAUCAGUGGGGCAGGUCCAAGUGGUAGAAAUUACGAGCGGUCUAGAAUGUACCCGACAAGAAUGGAAGAGUCAGUGGUAGAGGUUGUGGGUCUGACUAGUUGCAAAGAUCCAAAAGCAAGCGGAUGGCUGGUCGAAGAACUGGACCAAGAUUUGGAACGGAUCUGCUGGAAAAAGAACAUGGAGGGUAGACAUGGAGAACCUUUUUGUCUAUACAACAGAAAUUCUUCGGUCAAAUCAGACAAAGAGAUAACGUACGGGAGCCAAUAUCUGGGAACACUUCCCUCAUUAGCUUCUGAAAAUGCGGACUUCUGCUUAAAUGCUUCUCCAAGACGCAAAAUCACGUCUAGUGAGUUUACAAGAGGCUCAUUUUCGCGCUGCACAUGGAAUGCUAAUCAGAUGUGGGAGUUUCACAGUAACGGGACACUGAUAAGCAGCUAUUCUGGACAAUGCGCGAUAAUGAAAAAAGUCGAAGCUAAUGAUGUUGAUGCAGGAAUUCGCUCCUGGAUCGCAACUGGAAGAUCAGGAGAAAUAUAUCUAGCCUUUUUCAACCUAAAUCAAGAAGACAUGGUGAUAGCCGCGCAUGUCUCCGACCUGGCCAAGGGUCUUCCCGGUUGGAGCGUCACUUCUUGUACAGGCAAAGAAAUAUGGACGGACACCGACUACAUCCAACCGAUGAAUGACACAGUAGCAGCAAUGGUGGAUUCUCAUGAUUCCGCCCUAUUUGUCCUCAACUGUAAUUGAUUAGGACGAAUAGGUGCAAAUAAGAUUUUGGUUUCAAAUUCCUUCGAACUUUACGCCUGUUUACCAUCUUAACUUCAUCGGCAUCGUUGCGAAGAAUAAGUUUUGCUGAA